Messenger RNA from Aspergillus puulaauensis, 531 nucleotides. RefSeq lists its product as uncharacterized. Lineage: Eukaryota; Fungi; Ascomycota; Eurotiomycetes; Eurotiales; Aspergillaceae. The coding region runs from base 1 to 531 and encodes 176 amino acids. The record is from RefSeq and is a predicted model, not a curated record. The transcript has a single exon.
AUGGCAACCUGCACAUCCAUCAACAACUUCUGCCCGCAAUGCAGCCACUUGUUCGACUCGAUUAACAGGAACAGAGCCAACAGGAUUUAUGCAGAGCACCUCAUCCGCGAUGAUCCAGACUUCUACCCAGUGAUAUUCUACUUCCAGACCCGGAUGGACCCGGCUAACCCACGCACCGCCGAGGAUCUGGCCGAAGAAGUAGAGGCAGAUUUCCACGAGUCACUGGGGAAAGAUAUAAAGGUCUACCGGGCCAUCAGCCCGAAGACCCUAUAUGGGAAUGUGACGUUCUGGUAUAUGGUUGAUUUCCCAAUGAAAGGCAAAAUUGACCAACAUGCCAUGGAGGUGUUGUUCCGUGGUGAGAGACUGGAUAUCAGGCGGUGGAAAGUGAAAAAGCCGACGGAGGGCCAGUGUACGAGUUUUGCGAGGCUGUGCUUUUUCAGGGAUCACUAUGACUAUGUGGAAGACUUGCAGGUUGAGAAUGAAGAGGACUACGCUAUAGUGGCUCUGCAUAUGUUUCUUGAUGGGGUCUAG